CAAAUGUGUUGAAUGCGCUCUAAGCACAAAAGUCCUCAUUUUUUUUUUGUGCAUACUUAAUGCUGAUACUUGAUAUUUAAUCACAUGAUUUUGAUUUUUGAUCAUAUUUUAUUCCUUGGCUUACAUUUCACUUGCGGAAUGUGAUUGUUUCUAAUCUAAAGCAGAUACACUGGAAAAAGGAUCCCAAAGCGUUCGCCUCAGUUCAAGUUCAACCUUCAACUGAAUCUAACCUAAGCUCUGGAGAGUGGAGAGGCUCAGGACGAGACGACCCCCGCCCCUGUCGUCUUGUGCUCCGACUUGUGAGCUGCCCUGAGUCUACUCAAUGGAGGAGCGCCCGCCCAGGACGAUGCCGGUGCCGCCGGGUCCGCUGGCGCUGCUGCGCUGCCGUCCCCAGGACGUGUUCUCGACGCUGGAGGGUGACGAGCCGAUGGCCAGCCAGCCCGACUCGUACUGUUGCCGGUUCUGCCCGCGGCCCGGCAGUCGGCACGUGCUCGUCUCCGCCGAUGAAGACGGGGCGAUUAAACUGUGGGACUCGCGGCCGACCGCCCCGCAGCGCGUUAUCCAUGCCGAGGCGGCGCACACUAACGCCAUCUACGAGCUGGACUGGUCUCACGACGGUCGGCACCUGCUCUCGGCCGCCGGGGACCGCACCGUCAAACUGUGGGAUGUCGGAGAGGCGCAGCUGACUCAACUGGCCGUGUUCUCACGUCACUCGCGAACGGUGAAGACGGUCACCUUCCUGCAGGAGGAUCCCUGUGUGUUUGCCUCGGGCGGCAGGGACGGUGCCGUUAUUGUCUGGGAUGUGAGAGUCACCAAACAAGUCAGCCACGAGAUCCGGCCGAAAAGGCUCGACCCAGACUCUCGUUUGCGCGGCGCGUCUGCGGCUCGCCCCGCGGAGUCUACCGACACCAUUAGUUCACUGGCGUUCCGGGACGGCACUUACCUCCUGUCGGCGGCCAGCGGGGCCAGCGCGGUGAGCGUAUGGGACCUGCGCAAACUCUACUCGAUAGCACAGCGUCAGCCGCCGCCCGUGUACUGCCUGGACGGAGCCGAGCCCGGCCGAGGGGUGGUUUCCGUGACAACCGACCGAGAGCAGGGCCAGCUGUACGUCAGCCGUAUUAAUGACGUCAUCCAGCGAUACAGUAUGACCAGCUGGACGGCAGACCCCGCGGGCACCUUUUCGGGGGCGCAGUGCGGCUCGUUUUUCGUGCGCUGCUCCGUGUCGCCGAACGGCGGCUGGCUGGCGGCCGGCGGCUCGGACCACUCGGCUCGACUGUGGUCCACGCGCACCGCGGGGCCGCCCGUCGGCAGACUCGGCGGUCACACAGACGAGGUCACCUGUGUGGCCUGGAGCUCCGACUCUAACACGCUGGCGACCGUGUCUGACGACCAGCACCUGCGCCUGUGGCGCACCGACCCCUGUCCCGGAGACACUGACACGAGGGAGGACACAUCCGUCCUCACCAUGGAGCGCCUGGAGCCGCCCGCGUGUAGCAUGUGUGGCAGCUGCGGUCCCUCGCCCGGGGCGACCCCGCCACUGCCGCUGUACCCCCUCUGCCGCGAGACGGGCAUACGGUGGCGACCGGCGCCGCUCCGUGUGUUGUACGGGUCGCCCGGCGCCGCCGCCUCGGUCCGGCAGGGUGGGAGGGGGACUCAGACCUCCGCCGCCGCCGCGAGGUCGUCGGUCCUCUCCAGCUGGGUUUCAGCUCAGAAGGAGACACCCGAACCGACAGCUGCGAGAACCUCUCCUAGAAAGCGCCAGGUGGAAGGAGAUGGAACAGAGGAUAGGCCGAGCAGCAGAGGGCAUUUGUCGCUGGCAUUGAGCCCGUCCAAGAUGUGUUUUUCUCCGGGAAGUGCGUCCAGGAGUGGUCAGUCGACGCCCGUUAAAAGUCCGUUCAAGAGGUUCGCGGUGACGCUGAGUCCCUCCAAAGCGAGCACCUCCGCCGCGGGAGCGGUCUCGCCCACCGGGGGCAGUCCCGGCUGCUCGAGCUGGAGUCCCACUCGACGCUCUCUCAGACUCUCGCCUUCCAAGAGUGGUCGAGCGGGGACACCGACAGAUAGUCUGGGAGCCUCCUCGACGGCUGGCUCCCCGAGACGCUCCGUGCUGGGGGAUGUGAAUGACGAGCGCGUGGUCACCCCGACCCCUCCGGCGCUGCGCUGGUCGCCCACGAGGGCAGCCGUCACCCCGUCGUCAGACCCCGCCGGGGGUCUGUCCCGGUCCCCUCACACGCCAGCCCGCCGCUCGCCGCGGAAGACGCCGGCCAAGGUUCUGUUCUCGGCCAGUCCGGCGGCUCGCGGCGCCGCCUGCCUCACCCCGGAGACGGGCCGACGGCGGCCGGCCGACCAGUACCGAUCUCCGACGGCCGACCUGCCGAAUUUCGUGCUGGAUGGUCGCUCGCCGCACCGUCCUCUGCCGUCGCGGCCCCGCCGCCAGCCGCAGCCCAACUGGCUCACCUGUCUGUCGCAGAGGAAACGGGCGCAGCAGAGCCCCGCGGCGGCGCCUCCGGCCGCCAAACGCAGUCGUCGGCCGGCCAGAGGAAGGAAACAGACGCCCGGGUGAGUGUACCGAACAGGUGCGUGUGUGAGUGCGUGCACGCGUGCGUGGGUGCGUGGGUAUGUCUAUUUUGUGCGCGGGAUUAGGAGUGGUAUUGUCGAGAUUGCGACCAAUGGUAGACCCGAAGAAGAAAAUGUUCAGCCUACUUUCGCUGCUGGCUUUAGGAACACAUUCCUGUAGUUUUCGGGUAUUUGGCUUACUCUGCGAAGUUCAAAACCGUAGAACUCUUCAAGCUGUUGAGCCUUCCAACGUUUGUAGUAUUCGUUGCUAAUGGUUAUAAAUCUGAACGAUAGGUGCGUCAGAUUUUUUUUUUUGUAAGGUUGGCUCUGUCGCAGUAUUACAUUUUGAUUGGUUGGUAAUUGGUAUUGUCUGCUCUGCUACGAACAUCGACAAUAUUCGGACGUUUUUAACCGUAAAUGUGUAGCCUUUAAGGGGCUGGCUGUGUAUGCAUUUGUAAACAUUUACAUUUUAAUAAAUACUGAUGAACUUUGAACAUCAA
Molecule: messenger RNA, 3053 nt
Organism: Amphibalanus amphitrite
Lineage: Eukaryota; Metazoa; Arthropoda; Thecostraca; Balanomorpha; Balanidae
Product: denticleless protein homolog B-like
Exons: 9
Coding region: 323-2560 (745 amino acids)
Biological process (GO): mitotic G2 DNA damage checkpoint signaling; proteasome-mediated ubiquitin-dependent protein catabolic process
Cellular component (GO): nucleus
Molecular function (GO): protein binding; protein-macromolecule adaptor activity
Source: RefSeq, a predicted model, not a curated record